Messenger RNA from Penicillium longicatenatum, 1596 nucleotides. RefSeq names its product cytochrome P450. Bases 1 to 1596 code for a protein of 531 amino acids. The transcript is spliced from 2 exons. Gene Ontology annotation, molecular function: monooxygenase activity; iron ion binding; oxidoreductase activity, acting on paired donors, with incorporation or reduction of molecular oxygen. The record is from RefSeq and is a predicted model, not a curated record. Lineage: Eukaryota; Fungi; Ascomycota; Eurotiomycetes; Eurotiales; Aspergillaceae.
AUGCCAGGUGUGUCGCUGAUCUUACUGGGAAUUAUUACUCUCGUGGGCUACCGCAUAUACCAGCGCUCAAUCCGGACGAAUAGACUUCAACUGCCCCCGGGCCCCAAUCCGUACCCGAUUGUCGGGAAUAUCAAAGACUUCCCUCCAGAUGGCACCCCUGAACAUCAGCACUGGCUCCUGCACAAGGACCGCUAUGGGGGCAUUAGCUCCGUGACAGUCUUGGGCAUGACGCUCGUUAUAAUGCAUGACAAAAAGGCAGCGCAUGAACUAUUGGGGAAGACAUCGAACAAGACUUCCGGGCGACCAAGUAUGGUCAUGGCAAAUAAACUGUGUGGUUAUGAAUCGAUCGUCGUGUGCCAGGGUUACAACCCAACCUUCCGCCGCUGUCGCAAGCUCCUGCAUCAAGAGCUAGGCACCAAGGUGACCGCCGCAACAUUCAGUGAGUUACAGGAGGCUGAGGUCAGGCAACAGCUUGUACGAAUCCUGAAUGAGCCAGGAAAGUGGUUGGAGCAUUUCAAGACCACUGCUGGAGCAACUGUUUUGAAAAUGGCAUAUGGAUACACCAUUGGGUCUUCGAAGUCCGACCCUUUGGUAGACUUGACUGAGCAGAUGAUGGCCGAGUUCUCUCUUGCUGCUGUUCCCAUGGCCUGGGCGGUUGACAUUAUUCCUGCUCUGCGAUAUCUCCCGGAGGGUUUUCCUGGCGCAGGAUUCAAGAGUACAGCUCAAAAAUGGCGCAAGUCUAUUCAAGCAACAGCCUACAUACCGUAUAAGUUUGUGCAACAACAAAUGGCUUCCUCGGAAUUCAAGCCUUCAUAUGUCUCAAAGCUUGUUGAGAAUCUCAAGAGAGAGAACGGUGCUAGCGUGAGCGAAGAGGACGAGCAAGCUGUGAUUUGGACUGCUGCAAGCCUAUACGGUGCAGCUGCAGAUACUACGGUUAUCGUCCUGACAGUUUUCACGCUAGCCAUGACGAUGUUCCCGGAGGCACAGCGAAGGGCCCAGGAGGAGAUUGAUAGCGUUGUUGGCAGAAAUUGUCUCCCCAGUUUUGAACAUCGCAAUCGACUACCGUAUGUCAAUGCCUUGAUCAAAGAGACUCUGAGAUGGUGGCCUAUUGCGCCUAUGGGAUUUCCACACACGGCGACCGAGGAUAUUCAGUACAAUGGCAUGUGCAUUCCCAAGGAUGCAACCAUACUCCCCGCGGUCUGGUGGUUUUUGCACGAUCCGGAAGUGUAUCUUGAUCCAGAGUCAUUUGAUCCUGACCGAUUCCUCGAGCCACGCAAAGAGCCAGAUCCUGAGGCAGAACUGUUUGGCUAUGGUCGCCGAAUAUGUCCCGGUCGAUUCUUUGCAGACAACAGUAUUUACAUCAACAUUGUGAAUUCGCUGGCUGCUUUUAACAUCCACAAAGCCGCGGAUAGCUCUGGCAGAGAAAUUCAAGUCGACGCCAAGCCGAAACCAGGUCUCCUCACCUAUCCCACAGAGUUCGAUUUUCGAGUUGAGCCGAGAAGCGAGCAGCAUGUUCAGUUAAUCAGAAAAUUUGAGCGAGAGAAUCCCGUCGAUGCCAGUGACGGUGAUCUUUUAGAAAGUGUGGAUGAUUUCUAG